AUGGGUCGCCUCACGACGGUGUUCUCCGCCGUCUUCCUGGCCAUCGGAGGUUUCCUCUUUGGCUAUGAUUCCGGUAUCAUCACCUCAACGAUCGCCCUGGAAACGUUCGAAGCGUACUUUAGCAAUCCGUCAGAUACCGUCGCCGGCGGCAUCGUCUCAGCCUUCCAAGGUGGCGCGAUUUUUGGCACCAUCAUUAACAUGCUCUUCGCCAACAAGAUCGGCCGGCGCAACACCAUCUUCGUCGGUUCCGUGAUUUCGUGUCUCGGCUCUGCUCUGCAGGCUGGCGCCGUCAACAUGGUCAUGCUAAUCAUCGGCCGCUUCAUCGGAGGUGCUGCCGUCGGCAUGGUUACCUCGACGAUUCCCAUGUACGCCUCUGAGUUGUCGGAAGCCAAGUACCGUGGUAUCCUGUCCGGCUUGCUACAGUGGAUGUUGAGUUGGGGAUUCUUGGUCGCCCAGUGGCUUGGAUAUGGAUGCUCCUUUGUCAAGACUGACUUCUCUUGGCGUUUCCCUCUCGCCUUCCAGGCUGUACCCGGUAUCAUUCUCGUCACCGGCAUCUAUUUCCUCCAAGAGUCUCCGCGUUGGCUGAUGGAGCGAGACCGACAUGAAGAUGCCCGCCGAUCGCUCGGCAAACUUCGAAGCGGUCUAGACGAGGAAACCAUUGAUCUCGAAUUCCGGGAGAUUCGCGACGUCAUCUUGGCUGACCGCGCCCUCGGUAAUAUUUCGUGGAAGUCCAUCAUCACCAAACCUUCAUGGCGCAAGCGUCUUUUGCUGGGAUGUGGUGUUCAGGCCUUCGGACCUCUUUCAGGCAUCAACGUGAUCAAUUAUUACGGACCUAGAAUUUACAAGAUUCUCGGCAUUGAUACCCAGACCUCGCUGAUGAUUAUCGGCAUCAGCGGUGCGCUUUCAAUUGUCUACUGCAGCAUUGGUCUAUGGCUUCUCGACCGUGUCGGCAGAGUCAAGCCCCUGAUCGUCUCCGCAGCCGGCCUCGGCGCUGCCCUGCUCGUCAACGCGGUACAGGCACAAUAUCUCAACGAGAACAACGCCGCCCAGCUGCGAAGUAUGGUAGCCAUGAACUUCGUCUUCAGCAUGUUCUAUACCCCGCUCGGCAUCAUCAGCUGGGUGUAUCCCGCCGAGAUCUUCCCCGUCGAAGUCAGAGCGCUCGGAAACGCCAUUACCACCUUCACCAACUGGACCGUCAACCUCAUCUUUGCGCAAAUCUCCCCCGAGGCGUUGACCAACAUCGGAUUCCGCUAUUUCUACGUCUUCUUCGUUUUCAACUUGAUCGCUAUGAUGUGCUACAUCUUCUUCUUCCCCGAGACCAAGGGUAGAACGCUUGAGCAGAUGGAUGAGCUGUUUGGCGACCAGUUGGUGCCUCAUGCUAUGCAAGACUCUGUCGGGGCUGCUGCUGCAGUUGCCAAGGAUGAGAAGCUGGUGGAGCAGCUUGAUCAUGUUUGA
Messenger RNA from Colletotrichum godetiae, 1455 nucleotides. RefSeq names its product general substrate transporter. Gene Ontology annotation, molecular function: carbohydrate:proton symporter activity. The coding region runs from base 1 to 1455 and encodes 484 amino acids. Gene Ontology annotation, cellular component: membrane. Lineage: Eukaryota; Fungi; Ascomycota; Sordariomycetes; Glomerellales; Glomerellaceae. The record is from RefSeq and is a predicted model, not a curated record. The transcript is spliced from 3 exons. Gene Ontology annotation, biological process: carbohydrate transport; transmembrane transport.